GAAGAAGAAAUAGAAAAAAAGAAGUAGAGUCGAGCCUUAAACGUGCUGUCAUCAUUUAGUGUAUUUAUUUGUUAUUCGUAAGCGGCUCGCGAAUUAGAAAUUCGCACGGUUUUCAAAAAAAUUCCCGAUAUUUAUCCCCCCAAAGAAACAUCCCCUUCGCAUCCUCCCCCCCAAAAACGCACAUAACCCCAUUCUCCUCCAUCGUUUCGAGACAGACGAAGCAAAACAAACAUGGCUGACAUUUCGGACGAGAAACAAGAGCGCGUUUACGGGGGCUGCGAGGGCCCCGAUGCCAUGUACGUGAAACUGAUCUCCUCCGACGGGCACGAGUUUAUCGUGAAGCGCGAGCACGCCCUCACGUCGGGCACGAUUAAAGCCAUGCUGAGCGGCCCCGGACAAUUCGCCGAGAACGAGGCUAACGAAGUGAAUUUCAGGGAAAUUCCGUCUCACGUUUUGCAGAAGGUUUGCAUGUACUUUACGUACAAAGUGCGAUACACGAACAGCUCCACGGAGAUACCAGAGUUCCCCAUCGCCCCAGAGAUUGCCUUGGAAUUGUUAAUGGCGGCGAAUUUUCUGGAUUGUUGAAGAAUAAAACGAGAAACUUUAUUAACGUGAAAUAAUUUUUAGUAUACGAUUUGUUUAAACGAAUACACUCCUCUCUUCGAGUGGAGUCGAUUAACUUGGAAAUUCCUUUGUGAUUUUUUUUCGAUUUAAAAAUGUACUCGUGUUAAUUAUUAAUGUUUGUCAAAUUGUAGGGAAAUUUCGAUUUUAUUUUUUCGUACGUGAGGCGUGUUGGUACUAAUUGGUUACUAAUUUUUGCGAACACCCCAUAUAUAAAAUUUUAGUUGGUCUUUUGCUGGUUUACUGCGAGAGUAUACAUAGAAUUUUUUAAUUUAUAUAUACUAAAUAGUAGCGCCUGUAAAUUAAUUUGUGUCCGCAAUAAAUAAAUAAAUUUCUAAUAAUUUUAGUUAAUAAUUCUUCAAGGAUACAUCCGGCAAUGAUGUAUGCAAAAAUAUAUUUUUGAGCUAUUUUUGUCUCCAGAAUAUGUGGUUUAAUGUAUGGCCUAUAAUUUUGUUACACCCUGUAUUUAGAUGAGUUUUUUUGUUUAAUUUUCUUUUAAAUGGUUUUAAACGAUUUUUGGACAACA
Molecule: messenger RNA, 1147 nt
Organism: Phyllotreta striolata
Lineage: Eukaryota; Metazoa; Arthropoda; Insecta; Coleoptera; Chrysomelidae
Source: the annotation of a GenBank genome assembly